Molecule: messenger RNA, 1023 nt
Organism: Alternaria arborescens
Lineage: Eukaryota; Fungi; Ascomycota; Dothideomycetes; Pleosporales; Pleosporaceae
Exons: 3
Coding region: 1-1023 (340 amino acids)
Source: RefSeq, a predicted model, not a curated record
AUGAUCUCGACCACGACGAAGACGGCGCCCGUAACGCUGAAGGCUGUCGAAGAUCAGCGCAUGAGAGUGGACGGCUCUGAUGCGACAUUCGGCGACUGGAGGGAUGAUUUAGCCAGAGACGGCUAUGCAGUCAUCAAGUGUGCGAUUCCGAGAGAGAGGGCGGACAAGUAUGCAGACCAGAUGUACAGCUGGUUGGAAGGAUUCAACCUCGGCUUUGACCGUAAUGACAUGUCAACAGUUCACAAAGACAAGCUACCUUUGAUCACCGAGAAAGGCAUGUGCCUGCAGUAUGCUGUCACGCACGAAGACUUUGCUUGGUCCAUUCGAGGAGAGCCUGGCGUUGUCGGAGCCUUCGAAAAGGUCUACGAUAACAAGGAUUUGAUUGUGUCGUUCGAUGCGAUCAACUUUACCUUGCCUCGCUCUGAUAUUGCACCAAACAAGCCAUGGCCUCAUCAAGACCAGGACCCCGCGAAGCCCGGUUUCAGAUGCUUGCAAGGCUUGGUGAACCUACUUCCCAAUGGGCCGGAUGAUGGCGGUCUGAUCGUGUGUCCUGGCGGACAUCUGCUUUCCGACGAAUUCCACAGGGACAUGGCCGAUGAGGAACGUAUCCCAGCGUGGACACCAGAAUGGUAUGGCUUCACCGAGAACGGUAUGAAGUGGCUCGAGAACAAGGGUCUGAAGUGGUUGAAGGUGUGCGCAGACCCCGGCGAUCUGCUCGUAUGGGACUCUCGUACCCCCCACUACAACCUGAGCUCGAAGACGAACCAGCCCAGAUUUGCAGUUUACACUUGCUACAUGCCUGUCGAAGAUGCGACCCAAGAGGAUUUGCGAAGGAAGAAGGACGCAUAUGAGCGCUGGGUGGGAACAACCCACUGGCCCAACGCUAGGCACACAGGCUCGAAUGUCGCGAAAAGAGAGGGAGUAGAUGACCCACACAACCGCUUUGAGCCGGUCAACAAGCCGGUCAUGGAUGAGAGGACAUUCAAGCUGACAGGUAUUCCGUACAUCAAGGCCGAUGCCUAA